AUGACCUGGGUGGUCGCCGGCGGACGGUGUCCGUGGCAGGGCCUUGCGGAAGCGGCGACGGGGCUGGGACGGCACGAGGACGACGCCGACGAGCUCCACGGCCACGGCAGACGGCGGAACUGGACAGAUUCGAGGGCAGGGAGGCGGCUUGGCAACGCGGGACUUCGCGCUGGGGUCGUCCUCCUCGCGUGCGAUGACGAAGCAGAAGGGGACGGCGGCAGGGACUUGGCGCUGGGGUCGUCCUCCUCGCGUGCGAUGACGAAGCAGAAGGGGACGGCGGCAGGGACUUGGCGAAGGGAAGGAAGAGGUGGCACGACGGGGCGGCGCGGGGUCUCACCGGAGAGGCGGCGGCGACGAGGCAGAGCAGAGGCAAAUGACUUGGCGAAGCGGAGGCAGCAGCGGCGGAUGGAGCUUCUACUCCGGCGACGCGGCGGUGCAGGGAACGGAGGGAGUUGUCUUAACAGCGCGCUGCGCCACGACAAGACGCUGUUGGCUUCUCUCAGGCUCCUCGCCCUCCUGAACCCAACCUCAGCGUCCGAGCACGCCUGCCCGGCUGGGGCUUUCUUCCUCACUUCUACAAGGCCAAGGCCGCAGACCACAUCCACGGGGUUGCCCUGCGGAUGCAUAAGCCGUAGGAUCAUCACUGAUAUUGCCAGGGGCUUAUACUACCUUCACGAAGGGUGCAGGCAGCGAAUUGCUCAUCUAGAUAUUAAACCACAUAAUAUCCUCUUAGAUGAUAACUUCAAUGCCGAAGUUGCAGACUUUGGAUUAUCCAAACUGAUAGAUAGGGAAGAGAGUCGUGUGGUGACACGAAUGAGAGGAACACCUGGAUACAUGGCACCCGAAUGGCUGACACCAAAAAUCACCGAGAAGGUCGAUGUUUACAGUUUUGGUACCGUGGUCAUGGCAAUCUUAAGUGGAAGAAAGAACAUCGACUACUCUCAGCCUGAUGAGAGCGCUCAGCUCAUUAUGGUGCUACGAGAGAAGGCAAUGAAUUCUCAACUGGAAGAUAUGAUCGACAGGAAUGGCAAAGAUAUGCACUUCUGUAACAAGGAAGAAGUGAUUGAAAUCAUGAAGCUCGCAGUGUGGUGCUUGCAAAGUGACAGCAACAGAAGGCCUUCCAUGUCGGUGGUGGUGAAGUUCAUGGAAGGAGAAAGACGUGUGGAAUCAGACUUGAACUACAACUUCUUCGAUCUAAGCGCUAGGGUCGUUGUGCCAGUUGGUCAACCCAACUUCUCUGUCCUGCCUAAUGCAUCAGUGCUCUCUGCCCCCAGGUGAAAUCAGACAGACAAAUCUGUCAUACCAUAAUUUAUUAGUGUCAUCUUUUGUGUCUAUUAUGCGAACUAUGUUUCAAGUAUAGCAAUAUUGCACCACAGAAAUGUAUCAUAUAGAUGGAUGUAUUAAAUUUUCGGUCUUGCCAGUUAUGUAUUGAGCAGAGAGAUCUUCAAAUAUUUUCAUCAGCAAGUAAAGAGAUAUGUAGCCCCAAUUUGUCUGCAUACGUACAAAUUAUUCAUGGGUAUGCAAGAAGCAUGACGAUGCUUUUGAAAAACUUAUAUAAGUAAAAAUAUAGUUGUAGAACUUCAGAAAGCGUAGCCUUCUGUCAGUCCCUACGUCGUAGGCUGGCUCAUCUACUUGACUAGUCCGAGCUUAGAAUGUUCCUCUGAUGUGGCGCCGUUCGCUCCUCGUCACCUCGUCAAUUCUCAGUGCACAACACUAGCAGCAAAAGCAAAUAGCGGUAGGGGAGCCAUAAUGUGGUGGUGAGCCUGGUAAUGUCUUGGGCGCUAAUUGGUGGCAUGUAGUCUUCUCCUCUUACAACAAUAGAACAUAGUUUUUAAUGCCUUUACACAAUUAGUUGUGCUGAGACUGAGGUGACGACUCUCUGACCGGCUUACAAUUUAAUGCAUACUAAAAGAUUUUAAUAGUUUAAAGGAAUGAAUGAAUGACUGUAUACAUGUUCUAGUUGGUGAAUUGUGAACUUUUCCAGUGGUGACUAUAAACACAUUUGUGUUUGUGAACUUGUGAAACUUUGUGAAUGAGGCUGCCAUUUCUCACUUCUAAACCAUGGAGAAUCAUAUAGUUGUCUUGAAAAUUUCUUGACUGUUUUGUAAUUUCUCUAAAAUUUCUUGAGUGUUUUGUAUUCUCCAAAAUAUUUCUCUAAACAGAAUGUUUGUAAGUUUGUCUAAUUCAUCCAUGAAUGUGGCCGCCCUUUCUCGCUUCUGAACCAUGGUGAAUGGUGAAGGGUGAAUAUUUCUUGACUGUAUACUUGUCCUAAUUGGUGAAUGGUGAACUUCACAAGAGGCGACUGAUAAACACAUUUGUCUCUGUGAUACAACUCAUGGAUACACGCACAUGCACGCUUACACAACGGCCACUGAAAGCCUGACCCAGAGAUCUAGAGUAUAUUGUCUCUGUGACAACUCACAAACAAUUUAUAAUUCGAAUCUUGCUAUCCAGACCUUUUAUGGUUACACUGAAAGGAGCAAGAACUUGUUUGCCCUGACCUCGUAUCACCGGGAGCCAAGCAUGGCGAAUGGACAGCAUUUUGGGGUGUGUGGUCUGUCUGUGCGUAGAAAAAACAUGGGCAACUUGCAUUCAUAUACAUGUACAGUGCAUUGAGGCCGUUAGGUUUGAUGUAAUUUUGGGCCGAAUUAAAGAGCACCGUGGUUGCCUGCACGCGUGUACCUCUACUACACAACCUGACCAAACCCAACUCCUCGCACCAACUACGGCACCAGCGAACAAAAACUGAAUGGAUGCAGAGCAGAGGAACUGACGGGGGUGGAUUACCAGAGGCCGCGACGGGGCGGUGUUGACACCAGAUUUUGGCAUGGUCAAAAACACAAUUAAGAUGGCAUCAAAUGAAAAAGUGUUCAAAGCGAGAAAGUUCUGUAUCGUCAAAAGGAGAAACUUUGAUAUUUGGGCCAUAGCCAUCCGAUCUCAUCUCUAAGGCCAAAGUUGUGUUUAAGUACUUAGAUUUCGUAUUCAGAACACUAUUUGGCUGAUUACGCCCCCAAGACGGUCUUGUAUGGAAAAAUGAUCUACACAUAUUGUCUUCGCCUCGUCGAAACGAUCGAUUUUGAUAUAAAAACUAUUCCAAUCCGAGUUCAUAUGCAAAAGUUAGAUCCAUCCGAAUGCAGCUCUGUCAGAAGGCAAAAAAUGGCGCGCCCCACCAGACACCCUGUCUGAUGGGUAGCGCGUAUAAUAACCUGUUUUGCGCGAGCGAUUUGACCCUCAAGAUGACCUUUGACCAAAAAACGUUCAACAUAAAAGUUGUUCAUCUCGUCGAAACGGUCAAAAUUGCUUUUGGACUCGUUUCCAUCCGAGGUCGUUUCCCACCACAAAAAAGACCCGCAAUGUACAGCCAAUUUAAACCGGACAGUUUUGGAAAGUUCCGACAAAACCAAUCCGAAUUUGACUAGGGUUUUGGACGUGAAUCCGAGCCUUUUUCUU
Aegilops tauschii subsp. strangulata is the source of this 3450-nucleotide messenger RNA. The record is from RefSeq and is a predicted model, not a curated record. NCBI's taxonomy places the organism in Eukaryota, Viridiplantae, Streptophyta, Magnoliopsida, Poales, Poaceae.